GAGCGGAAGCGGCAGCGAGAGGCUUGGAGGAGCGGCGGCUGCCGAGCGGCGGGAAGCGGGCGGGCAACGGGGGCCGCGGCCCGGGCUGAGCCAGGGCCAUGGAGCCGCCGCUGCCGGGCUAGGCAGGUGCAGCCCCGCCGGGCCCGCGGCGAUGUCGGGCUACCCGCGCCGCUUGGGCGCCACCCCGCUGUCCCGCGCCCGGAGCAUCGUCAUUCCCGACGCUCCAGCGUUCUUUGAGCGCCGGUCUUGUCUCCCCCAUCUAGACUGUGAGCGCCCUCAUGGCAGGGACCUGGACUCCCCCUUCUUCGGCAUUCGGCCGGCCUUUAUGUGCUAUGUGCCCAGCCUGGUGCUGGCUUCCGUGGGAGACACAGAUUUUGGCUAUGGAAAGGGGAAAUGUUCUAAGCAAAGCCCAUCAGGAGCCCAUCAGACACAUUUUGGAGAUGACAAAUUUGAAGAUCUUGAAGAGGCAAAUCCGUUCUCCUUUAAAGAGUUUCUAAAGACCAAGAACCUCGGCCUGUCAAAAGAGGACCCGGCCAGCAGAAUUUAUGCAAAGGAAGCCUCGAGGCAUUCGCUGGGACUCGACCACAACUCCCCAAUCUCCCAAACCGGGGCGUAUGGCUUGGAGUAUCAGCAGCCGUUUUUCAAAGACCCAACAGGGGCCAGUGACCUCCUGGAUGAGGAGGAGGACGAGGACACCAGAUGGAGUGGGGCCUACCUGCCAUCCGCCAUGGAGCAGACUCACCCCGAGAGGCUCCCUGCUGGCACAUACCUUUCCUUUCUCUCCACCCCAGCAGAGCUGUCAGGGCCUGAGUCUCUGCCCCCUUGGGCAUUGAGUGACACUGAUUCCCGAGUGUCUCUGGCCUCACCAGCAGGGAGUCCUAGCGCAGACUUUGCGGCUCAUGGAGAGUCUCUCGGGGACAGGCACCUACGGACGCUGCAGAUAAGUUACGAAGCACUGAAAGAUGAAAAUUCUAAGCUGAGAAGGAAGCUGAAUGAGGUUCAGAGCUUCUCUGAAGCUCAAACAGAAAUGGUGAGGACACUUGAGCGGAAAUUAGAAGCAAAAAUGAUCAAGGAGGAAAGUGACUACCAUGACCUGGAGUCAGUGGUUCAGCAGGUGGAGCAAAACCUGGAGCUGAUGACCAAACGGGCUGUAAAGGCAGAAAACCACGUCAUGAAACUGAAACAGGAAGUAAAUUUGCUUCAGGCGCAGGUCUCCAACUUCCAGCGAGAGAACGAAGCCCUGCGGUGCGGCCAGGGUGCCAGCCUGACAGUGGUGAAGCAGAACGCCAACAUAGCUUUGCAGAAUCUCCGAGGGGUCAUGAGCGGUGCACAGGCUUCCAUCAAGCAACUGGUUUCGGGAGCCGAGACGCUGAAUCUUGUUGUUGAAAUCCUUAAAUCUAUAGACAGAAUUUCUGAGAUUACAGAUGAGGAGGACCCUUGAGGACCCCUGGGUGUUUUCGGCUGUGUGUAUGCCCUGAGAUCACCACCGCUUGUCUAAAUGUGCAGUUGUGCCCUUGGAGUAAAGUGUUUAUCGUGAGCGAGGUUCCAGUGUGGUGCCCUUGGCCGGUUCUGGCCACUGCAGCGGGAGCAGCCCCUGGCUGAGUUGCCCAGGAGUUUCUGUGCAGCCCUUCUUGGUGAAAUCCCUGCAAUUUUAUGGAUUCUAAUGUGCUCUGGAAGACAUUGUUAUAAAAGCCAGUCAUUUUAAGAAAUUACUAAACACCAGAAGAGCGGUUCUGUCAUCAGCGUUUUCCUUCUGAUCCCAGAACAGCAGCUGUAAAAUAACUACAAUUGAUUGUCCUUGAUUUCCUAAGUAGAAAAAACACUCAAUGAGCCUCAGAGGUGGCAGCCUGGGCAGGGACCUGUGCCUUCCGCUGGCACUCAGGGCUCCAUCUGGCUCCCAGGUCACUCUCGCGGCCCCAGCGGGUGGUCUCUGCAGUCCUGGCCUGAGUGUGGAGGGGCCACCGUGUGGCUGCUGGUGUCCUCCCCCCUGGACCUGGGGACCAAGACCACGCAUUCCGUGCUAAAUGGGCCUCAUUGGCUGGGGGUUCUAAUUGUUUUCAAGCAACAUUUUGUACGUUUCGGCUGAGAAUUCAGGAAUUUCAAGUAUGAGCAGAGCCUGCCCAGGUUUGUAUGAGGUCCCAGCUGCCUUUCUGACCGCCUCCCACAGAGGGAAGGCCACACGCACUAAAUGCCUUUUAAACUAUUUUCCUAUAGAUGUUUUUUUAACAAGUUUGUUUCUCCUCCUUUCCAAUUGAUAGCUUUCUUAUUUAAAUAAAUUCUGCAGUUCA
Molecule: messenger RNA, 2288 nt
Organism: Callithrix jacchus (white-tufted-ear marmoset)
Lineage: Eukaryota; Metazoa; Chordata; Mammalia; Primates; Cebidae
Gene: ENTR1
Product: endosome associated trafficking regulator 1
Biological process (GO): positive regulation of protein localization to cilium; positive regulation of cilium assembly; regulation of cytokinesis
Cellular component (GO): centrosome; recycling endosome; midbody
Source: RefSeq, a predicted model, not a curated record